AUGGGAGGCGGGGGUCAGCAGACAGAGUCUCAGGAGCCCAGCGGGAGAGAUCCAGAUGUGUACACCUGGGAGGAGGUGCAGAAGCACUGCAGUAGGAAUGAUGAGUGGCUGGUCGUCAAUCGAAAAGUUUACAAUGUCACCCAGUGGGCCAAAAGACAUCCGGGAGGGUUUCGGGUCAUCAACCACUACGCCGGGGAGGAUGCCACGGAAGCUUUCAACGCUUUUCAUCCCGAUCCAAAGUUAGUGCAGAAGUUUCUGAUGCCUCUGCUGAUCGGGGAGUUGGCUGCUUCAGAGCCAAGCCACGACCACAACAAAAACGCAGAAAUCAUUCAGGAUUUUAAGACUUUACGAGAGCAGGCAGAGAAGGAGGGUCUAUUUCGAGCCAAACCUUUGUUCUUCUGCCUCCAUCUGGGCCACAUCCUGCUGCUGGAGGCCCUGGCGUGGCUGCUGGUCUGGUACUGGGGGACGAGCUGGACUCCGACACUUCUGUGUUCGUUGUUGCUGACAACCGCUCAGGCACAGGCUGGAUGGUUGCAGCAUGACUUUGGUCAUCUAUCUGUCUUCAAGAAGUCUCGAUGGAAUCGCCUGAUGCACAGUAUUGUCUUUGGACAUUUCAAGGGAGCCUCACCCAACUGGUGGAACCAUCGACACAACCAGCAUCACGCCAAACCAAAUGUCAUGAUGAAAGACCCUGAUGUCAACAUGGUGGACAUCCUUGUUCUUGGAGCCACUCAACCAGUGGAGUAUGGAAUAAAAAAGAUCAAAUUAUUGCCCUAUAACCACCAACACAAAUAUUUCUUUCUUGUGGGACCACCACUACUUAUUCCAGUUCUCUUCAACAUUCAGUCACUGCAAAGCAUGAUUUCCCAUCGAAAAUGGAAUGACCUUGUGUGGCACAUAACAUAUUAUAUUCGCUACUACUUGUGCGCCAUACCCCUUUAUGGCUUUUUUGGCUCAGUGGCACUCAAUUAUUUUAUGAGGUUUUUGGAGAGUCACUGGUUUGUGUGGGUGACGCAAAUCAACCAUCUUCCAAUGAAGAUUGAUCACGAGGGGCACAGAGAGUGGCUGACGAUGCAGUUACAAGCCACCUGUAAUGUUGAGCAAUCAUUCUUCAAUGACUGGUUUACUGGACACCUCAACUUCCAAAUCGAACACCAUUUGUUUCCCCUGAUGCCACGUCACAACUACCAGCUGGUGGCCCCGCGGGUCCGAGCACUGUGUGAGAAACAUGGGAUUCCUUACCAGGUCAAAACGCUGUGGCAAGGCUUGGUUGACGUUGAGGUUUUCUCAGCUUUUCAUCCUGAUCAGAAGUUUGUGCAGAAGUUCCUGAAGCCUUUGUUGAUCGGGGAGCUGGCAGCGACAGAGUCCAGCCAGGACAUCAACAAAAACGCAGCAAUCAUUCAGGAUUUUGAUAUUCUGCGAGAGCAGGCAGAGAAGGAGGGUCUGUUUGGAGCCAAACCUUUGUUCUUCUGCCUCCAUCUGGGCCACAUCCUGCUGCUGGAGGCCCUGGCGUGGCUGCUGGUCUGGUACUGGGGGACGAGCUGGACUCUGACGCUUCUGUGUUCAGUGAUGCUGGCAACCGCUCAGUCUCAGGCCGGGUGGUUGCAGCAUGACUUCGGCCAUCUGUCCGUUUUCAAGAAGUCUCGAUGGAAUCACCUGGUGCACAAGUUUGUCAUCGGACAUUUGAAGGGAGCCUCAGCCAACUGGUGGAACCACCGACACUUCCAGCAUCACGCCAAACCGAACACCUUCAUGAAGGAUCCUGACAUCUACAUGUUGGACAUCUUCGUGCUUGGGGACACUCAGCCAUACGGAGUGAAAAAGAUCAAGCACUUGCCUUAUAACCACCAACACAAGUACUUCUUUCUUGUGGCACCACCACUGCUGAUUCCAGUUUUCUACAACUUUAAUAUCAUGAAGACCAUGAUUUCCCGUCGUGACUGGGUGGACCUGUCAUGGGCCAUGACGUACUACCUCCGUUACUUCUACUGUUAUGUUCCCCUUUAUGGCAUUUUUGGCUCGUUGGCUCUCAUGACAUUUGUAAGGUUUCUGGAGAGUCACUGGUUCGUGUGGGUGACACAGAUGAGCCACCUGCCCAAGGACAUCGACCAUGAGCGAAAGCAGGACUGGGUGACCAUGCAGUUACAGGCCACUUGUAAUAUUGAGCAGUCCUUCUUCAACGACUGGUUCAGCGGACACCUCAACUUCCAAAUUGAGCACCAAAUGCCACGCCACAACUACCCUGUAGUGGCCCCGCAGGUCCGUGCUCUUUGUGAAAAACACGGGAUUCCUUACGAAGUCAAAACUUUGUCGCGAGGCAUGGCUGAUGUUGUCAGGUCACUGAAAAAAUCAGGGGAUCUCUGGCUGGAUGCAUAUCUUCAUAAAUGA
Molecule: messenger RNA, 2388 nt
Organism: Menidia menidia (Atlantic silverside)
Lineage: Eukaryota; Metazoa; Chordata; Actinopteri; Atheriniformes; Atherinopsidae
Source: the annotation of a GenBank genome assembly